AUGAAGACUCCAUUUACAGUAUUAUGUAUUUUGGUUGCUGUUGCAACCGGAUGCACUGAGAACAAUCAAGAUAGAACGCCGGUGCGGCUGCAGCCAAAAGGUCCGGCCCCUGCCUUGGCUCCACCGGCGACCGAGGACUGCAUCAGCCUGAUUUUCAAUAUGGUGGAUUGCAUGACAUUUUUGGGCAAUGGUGGGAUCGAAACAAAGCCUGUGGGGUCGUGUUGUUCGGGAUUCAAGAUGGUGGUGGACAAGAAUGCCGACUGCAUUUGCAGAGCCCUAAAGAGCAGUAUCAGUUUGGGUAUUGAUGUCAACAUGACUAAGGCUAUGAAAUUGCCUUCUGCAUGUGGUCUCUCUUCUUUUAAGCUUGCUGACUGCAAAGUUAAGACUCCAUCAACAGCUGCUUCACCUCCACAGUCUCCAGAUAUUCCCACCCCGACAAAGCCACCGGCAGCCCCCUCCGGUCAUUCUGGAACACCGGAAGCCCCCUCUGGUCAUGGCGGAACAGCGGAUCAUCAAGCUGCAGCUCCAUCUCAUACAAGCAAUGGAGCUUAUGCCACAUAUGCCACCCUUUCAAUUCUUUUUAGUUUGGUUGUUUCUGCCUCAUCAUUCUUUAAUGUCUUAGCUUAA
Molecule: messenger RNA, 627 nt
Organism: Fraxinus pennsylvanica
Lineage: Eukaryota; Viridiplantae; Streptophyta; Magnoliopsida; Lamiales; Oleaceae
Source: the annotation of a GenBank genome assembly